AUGGAACUAAAAGAAGCUCAAGAUGAGUUAAUUAAGUUGAAAUUGAAAGAAGAGUUCAUGACAGUUGAAUACACCAAAAAAGUCUUUGGGCGGCAUAAAUCAGUCCUAGACUUAUCAAAUCACUACAUUUUUGAAAAUUCCUGCGAGUUCUUAUGCAAUCUCUUAAAAAGAUAUUUCAAGAAAAAAUUGAGCAUAAAAGCAUUGAUUUUACAAAACUGCAUGCUGAGCUUCGAAGUCCUAAAUAAAAUACUCAAAACUUUUCAGUCGGCAGAAAAGGACUCUGGUCUCAGAGUCCUUGAUUUAGGAAAUAACAGACUUGCAUUUACCGCAAAAGCUACAUAUGCGAUUUCUGAAUUGUUUUCAAAAGUGUCUUUAAAUAAAGCAAAAUCAAUAAUUUUGCAAGGGAAUAUUUUGCAGAGUGGAGAAGCUAUGGAGGCUUUGUUUUCACACAAUUUUUCGCUUUUGAAGCUUAACCUUUAUGAUUCAAAUUUAUCAUCAGAGGCAUUGUUAGCAAUUUCUGAUAUUUUAGCACAAAACAGGAGUAUUCAGCAUUUAAAUUUAGGUUUUAACUCGCAAGCGUUUUUAGAUCAUGAAAUAGUUUCGAGAUUUGCAAUUAGCUUAGGAUGCAAUAGGUAUAUAGAAGAAUUGAUUUUAAGUGGUGACACUAAAUAUUGCGUCUCAGUCCCAGGCAUGACUGUGUAGCCUCAUGUGCAUAUUUUAAUUAUACCUGGCAAGGUUUGCCAACCCGAAAUUGACAAUUAUGCUAGGCAAGCAAUUCCAGCAGUGCAUAGUCUACUUUAAGAGUUGGCUUUUACCUCGUGGAUGGGUAAGAAUAGAGUUGGAAAAGUGAACCAAAGCCUAGUCUGCAGGCAAUACCUCAGCCAGUCAGGAAUUUCCUAAACUACAAAUUAGGAUUUAGGAUUUUUGUAUUGAUAACUCACGUUUUACCCAUCAGCCUCAAGCAAUCCUGCAUAAAUCCAUAGACUGUCCAUUAAAAACUGAACAGCAAGUCAAGGAUGAGGCGUCACAGCAAGCGAAACUUCAGAAGUGCCUUGGCAUUUAGGCUUUGAAGAAGUGAGCAAGGUGUUCCUCGAGUCAAUAUACCGGCUUGGCCUCUGCACUGUCCAAGCCAUCGACUUUGAUGUCCAAUUGGAUGAAUCCCACUCAGGAUCUUGGUGGCUGCGUUAGCAAUAUGGCGACAGCUUGUCUUUAAUACGUUUAAGAUUUAAGUGGUAACGAAUCACUGAGUGAUGUUACGGUUUUUGAAGCUUUUUGUAAAGAGAUCCAUGAAAAUCGGUCGCUAAACCAUAUAGCGCUUGGAGGUAUUGGAUUUGGGGACAGUGGAAUUACUAUAAUUAUCAGCACAUUUUUAAACGAAAUGCCGCUAUCUUCAUUAGAUCUUCAAAAUAAUCACAUAACAGAGAUAGGGUUUUGUGAUUUAAUAGACAGCUUGCCUGAAGUUAUUACAAGUUUGGAUGUGUCUUAUAACAAUUUCAAUGAAAAUUCGGCACUUUUUGCAUUGUCAGCUUUAUUGCUAGAAUCAAGAAGUUUGAGAAAAUUAAAUAUUUCUCAUUCUGUCGAAAUAGAAAAUUUAGACAUGCUGGCUAUUGAAAAAUUGUGUGAGUCUUUAACACAGAAUGACUCUUUAAGUGAAUUUAUAUGUGAAGGGGUGAAAAUCAGUGAAGAUCCAGAUGAAUUUUGUAGACAAGUAUAGCUUAUUGCCCUUUUAGAUCGGCCCUGUAGCCGUUUUUACGACUUUAGGCUAAAAUUGAAUUUUCUUCAAAAAUUAACUGUCAAAUGGGGUUAAUAAGUUUGCCAAAACGAUUUGGUUUGUCAACUCCCAUUUGAUGGCUCCUCUUUUUUGAAGCAGAAAUAUCAGGCCUAAAGCCCAAAAUGGCUCUCAAUGUGCAUCUUUAAGGGUUCGUGAGCUAUAAAUGAAGCAAUCGCUAAUAGGAAACUGUCUUUGACUUACAAAGUGUCAGCUGUAAAUUGCUUCACGAAUGAAAGUACAAAUCGAAGGCUUGAUUCUUCAUCUGUUAGCCACACCCCUAAAAGAAUGAUAUCAAAUGUUCCAUCUUGCUCUAAUUCUGCAGUUUCAAGAGAAGCUCCUGAAGAUUCUAAUUCUCAAACUGAAAGAAAAGAAUACGUGGAUUCUUUAAAUCAAGAACUAAUUUCUAGCACUUAUUGAUAUGGCUCCCUAGAACUGCAACAUAAUUGAAAAAAUUAAUUUUGAAAUUUUUUAUACAUAUCACCAGGGCCAUUUAAGAAAUUUUUCGUUUUAUUUCUAUUCAAAUUUAUGAUUAAUUAGAUCUAUUCUAUUCUCAACUUAAAAUUUUGAAAAGAAAAAUACUUCCUUCAUAGCAAGCAAAAUGUUUUGCUCACUCACGGAGGGUGGGAGUCAGUAAUUCCCUAUAA
Molecule: messenger RNA, 2415 nt
Organism: Blepharisma stoltei
Lineage: Eukaryota; Ciliophora; Heterotrichea; Heterotrichida; Blepharismidae
Source: the annotation of a GenBank genome assembly